Messenger RNA from Chelonia mydas (Green sea turtle), 7357 nucleotides. It is a transcript of the gene PLPP6, whose product is annotated as phospholipid phosphatase 6. The coding region runs from base 38 to 718 and encodes 226 amino acids. The record is from RefSeq and is a predicted model, not a curated record. NCBI's taxonomy places the organism in Eukaryota, Metazoa, Chordata, Testudines, Cheloniidae. Gene Ontology annotation, molecular function: sphingosine-1-phosphate phosphatase activity. The transcript has 2 exons.
CGCUGAGGAGAACCGGACGGGUCCGUGCCUGGCCGCCAUGCCCAGCCCCCGGAGCAGCCCGUCCCGCCGCGCCGCGCCCGUCCCCAGCCCGUCCCGCCGCGCUGCGCCCGUCCCCAGCCCGUCCUGCGCGGCCGUGGCGCUGCGCUCCCUGCUGGCCGCCGACCUGCGGGUCUCCCGGCGGCUGGGCGUGUGCGCCGGGGAGCGCUCGGCCUGGGGCAGCGCCAGGCCCCUCCUGCGGCUCCUCGAGGUGUCCGGCCACGGCGUGCCCUGGCUGGCGGGCACCCUGUAUGGGCUGGGCCGCAGCGAGAGCCCGGCGGGCCGCGAGGUGCUGCUCAACCUGCUCUUCGCUUUGGUGCUGGAUUUAGUCCUGGUGGCGGUGGUGAAAGGGCUCGUGAGGAGAAGACGUCCCACUCACAACAAGAUGGACAUGUUUGUCACUAUCUCUGUGGACAAAUAUUCCUUCCCAUCAGGCCAUGCUACCAGAGCUGCCAUGGUGUGCAGAUUUGUCCUGCACCACCUGGUGCUUGCCAUUCCUCUGCGGGUCCUGGUGGUUCUAUGGGCCAUCAUUGUGGGCAUCUCCAGAGUCAUGCUGGGCAGACACAACGUGACAGACGUGGCCUUUGGCUUCAUCAUGGGCUACAUGCAGUACAAUGUGGUGAAAUACUUCUGGCUGUCACCUCUGAGUGCACCUGCUCUCUUUGCAGCGUGGAAUCAGUGAUGGCCAUAAUGAAAAGGAAGAGGCACACGUUGCAGUGUCUUAUGCUGCUCAGAGAGCGUGAACCGGGACUGGAUGAAAGAAUCGUCAUAAGCCUCAUCUGACAAGCAAGACUGACAAUAUCAACAACAUCAUGCUUCAUUCUGCGGGAUAUGUGGAUUCAGGUUGGGACAAAAUGAGAUCUGUUGGAAACUUUCCUCUACAACACCCUGCCCCACCCCAUGGGGGAGGACCCCCACCCACCCUGCAGCAUACGAGCCCCCAGCCCCUUCCACUCUCACCCCACCCUGCUCUGCCUCAAGUGGUAGGACGGAGCCGUCCUCCGAACCGAAUUCUUGGUGCCAUCUUGCUCUCAAUGUGCUGCUGAGCCAAAGCAUGUAUCAGCCCAUACGGUUGCACUGGCCAUCCCAGGAUACGAUCGCUCCACAUCUCCAGGUGCUGUAGAAGUCGGACGGAGAUCUGCAUACUCACCAAGCAGCUAAUUCUUAUUUUCUUGGUAUUUAAGAACAUGCAUCAGUAAGAUUUGUGGUUAGUAGAAAUACCGUAAAUCAGCACACAGCAGAGGAUGCCUGUAGCAUAGCUGACUUACUAUCUCAUAUAGCAGAGGUGGGCAAACUACGGCCCGCGGGACCGUCAUGCCCGGCCCUUGAGCUCCCGGCUGGGGAGGCUAGCUCCCGGCCCCUCCCCCGCUGUCCCCCCUUCCCCCACAGCCUCGCUGCGCCACGCCGCCAGCGCUCUGAGCGGCGGGACUGGCUCUGGCCGGAAGCUCUUGCCGCUCUGAAUGGCAUGGUAAGGGGGCGGGGAGCAGGCGGGUUGGAUAGGGAGCAGGGGGCGGUUGGAUGGGUCGGGAGUUCUGAGGGGGGCAGUCAGGGGGUGGGAAGUGGGAGGGGGCGGAUAGGGGGCAGGGGCCAAGCUGUUUGGGGACGCACAGCCUUCCCUACCCGGCCCUCCAUACAGUUUCGCAACCCCAGUGUGGCCCUUGAGCCAAAAGGUUUGCCCACCCCUGUCAUAUAGCAUAAAUAGUAGAUGUGACUUCUUAUAAAUAUUGUUAGAUAGUUACUUCCUGAAAACGGUCCCUCUGUGCUGUAAAUGUACUAAUUGGUGCUGUUGUGGCUAAUUAAUAGUGGGUGUGCCCCCUAGUGGCUUUAGUACAUUAUUCUGACUCGACCCAUUUGUGGGGUGGGUGCACUUCCUCUGCUGCCUCUUCUAUAACGUUGAGAUUACCAAGGUUUUGUAAAUCGAUUCUUUCUCCUUCUGAAGCAGCCUGCCCCUCGCUUGCCAGCUACAUUCCAGUUACAGAGCUUCACUUUGUCAAGUGGGUGGCUGGUUGGAAAGGUGAAGGCAUCUGCUUUUGAAUAUCUUGGGAAUUGGCAAUUUUGGGAGUGGAAAUGCACAAAUAGGGUUCUAAUAAAGUGUGGAAUGAGUACUCUGGGGUGUCUGUACCAGCUCUCCUUUAGGCAGGGUGCAGUUUGUCUCUGCAAACAGGAAAAGGCUGUCCUAGCAGUUGGGUAAGCAGAGCUCCCUUUCAUGUAUUCUUCUGUCAUCAGAGCAGGGCAUUCAAGCACAGUUACUCCCUCUUACACCUCAGUUGAAAGGCAGACAACAUGCAAACAGUUAAUGCCACAUGAGGAUACGUGGUGUAGACUGCUUAGGUCUUUAAAAAUAAAUAAGCUCCAUUGAGAUCCUGAUCUCAGGUAUGUAGGCCCCAAUUCAGCAAGAGGCUUCAACAUGUUAGCCGGUGACUAUUCCCAUUGAUUUCCAUGGGAUUAUCCAUGUUCUAAAAUUUUGGUAUAUUGGUUAUAGCACUGCUGUCCACUACAGAAAAAAACCCAAUCAAAAUAACAGUGGAAGUGAUGUGUGCCAAACUAUAUAUUUUUUAUUUUUCUCUAUUCUAUGAAGCUGAUUGUAUCUAAGCAAAAUCAGUUCUACAAUAAAUGGAGCUCUACACUUGCUGAUACAAAUAGGAAAGAAUAUAAAUGUUGUCGUGUAGAGUGGUGGUGAAAAGGAAAUUAACAAAGUAGCCAAAGAGGCAGAAAAUAAAUUCUUUAGCUAGUGCACUGGUGGGAAGUUCUUCUGGGUCUGUUAGGCCUCCAACAAGGAAGAGCUAUGCAAAUAGUUUCUUUGCAUAGCCAGUGAGGAGGAAAUACCCACUAGAUAGUUAUUCUUUUGGGGUUGUGGAGGGAAGGCACAGUGUCUGAAUUGAAAAAAGAGAUUGCAGAACUACUUGAGAAAUUAAAUUCCCAGGGGCAUAUUGUAUUCAUGCAAGAGGUCUGGUGGAAAGAAAAAACUAAGGUCACUUAAAAAACAAAAAAGUGCCAUGCAGUGUAAUGUAUCCUUAAAACCAAUUACUAUACCAGGAGUACUAAUGAUCUAUUCCAGUAUGGCAAUUCCUGUUUUCCUAAGCAGCUGAGAGAUGUACAGAUAAAGGGGUGGGGGGAAUAUUAAAGUAAAAAUAACAAAUCUGUGAUCUAGCUCUGCAUUCCUCCAGUACAUCAGUCAUGUGGCCUUGAAGAUGAACAUGUGUAGGAAUGUGUGGAGAACUCUCUUGUCCUUAUAAAUCUAAUAUAAAGGAUGUGACACCACAAAGGUGUAUUAUGCUAUAGAGUUACCUCCAGAGAUGAGUCUGUAAAGCUUUCUAAGAUCCCCGAAUGCACCAUAUGGUAAACAUACUUUGGAAUAGAAACAAGACUUCUGAGCUUUGUGAGUUAGUAUCUAGCUUGAUGACUUUGUGGUGCCAGGUUGUGUAAAAAGUCUGCAGGUGAGCAACAGUGCUCUUGUCUAAAAGGUAAAGAUUGUGACAGGGGAGAGGAUGUGAGUGCCAUUGCCUUGUUCAGGAAGGAUGAAUUCAGACUGGAGCAGGUGCAUAGAAGGGUUACUAGGAUAAUCAGGGGAAUGGAGAGCCUGUCUUACACGAGUUUCAGAGUAGUAGCCAUGUUAGUCUGUAUUUGCAAAAAGAAAAGGAGUACUGGUGGCACUUUAGAGACUAACAAAUUUAUUUGAGCAUAAGCUUUCGUGAGCUACAGCUCACUUCAUCGGAUGUAGCUCACAAAAGCUUAUGCUCAAAUAAAUUUGUUAUUCUCUAAGGUGCCACAAGUACUCCUUUUCUUUUUGUCUUACACGAGGAGACUAAGGGCACAUCUUCACUACAGAGCUAAAUCAGCACUGCUGCAAUCGAUGCAGCGGCAUCGAUUUAGCAGGUCUGGUGAAGACAUGCUUAAUUGAUGGGAGAGUGCUCUUCCGUUGACUUCUGUAUUUCACCUCCCUGAGAAGCAUAGGGUAAGAUGGUGGGAGAGCAUCUACCAUGACACAGCACAGUGUAAACACCGCGGAUCUAGGUACAUUGACUUCAGUUACAUUAGUCACAUAACUGAAGUAGCAUAGCUUAGAUUGAUUUGCCACAGUAGUGCAGACCAGGCUUAAAAGAGCCUGACUUGUUUAGCCUAGCAAAAGUCAUGCUGAGAGGGGAUCUGAUUGCUCUCUAUAAACACUUUAGGGGUAAACACCAGGGAGAGAGAAAAGCUAUUUAAGCUAAAGGACAGUGUUGACUCAAGAAAAAACGGGGAUGAACUGGCCAAGAAUCAGUUUAGGUUGGAAAUUAGAAGAAAGUUUCCUACCAUUAGAGGAGGGAGGUUCCAGAGCAGCCUCCCAAUAGGAGCAGUGGGGCAAACAACCUAACUAGUUUUAAGAUGAAGCUUGAUAAGGUUAUACACAAGAUGAUCUCAUGGGGUUGCCUGCAAUAGCAGGGGACUGGACUCAGUGACCCAGGAGAUCCCUUCCAGUCCCACGUUGCUACGUUUACAGAUGUAAUUAGCUCUCCAAUUUUAAGGCAAUUGGGCGAUAACUGACCUCGCUGAGAAGAUACAGAGAUAUUAGAGCAGCUGGUUUCUUGUCAAUGGUCACAUCCCAACCUCCAUGCAAAGAGGGUGAAAGCAUUUCAUUCCGAACUCUGGUUUUGAUGCUCUCAUAAUUUAGGCUUUAAAUUGCUGUUUUUCUGCUAAGCUAAAGUGAAUUCACUUGGAAAGCUUCAACAAGAUGAUUUUAAGCGAGCCUUGGAGUGUGCACUUGUCCCUUUUAGUCAAAUACUAGAUGCUGUUUUCAUUCUUGUGGCUGUGCAGGCCCAUUUUUCCUAAAAUGUUUUUUGCUCCACCUGUUGUCAUCUGAAAAGAUCCUGCAGCGGUCCAGAACAAGUCCACAGAACCUUACAUUACACAAUGACAUUACACAAUGCUACUUAUGAUGUAAAAAUCAGUGUGGACACCUUACCCUUGUCCAUCACUAGUGCGAACACAGAGAUGAACACAGCCUCCAUCCCUGUCCAGAUUGGAAAGCAGAGGAGUGGGGUCAAAAAAUCCAUAGAAUUGAGAUCUAGUUGGACUUGUCCUCAUUUCUGUCUUCUAAAAAGAAAGGAAGUUCUAGCAGUGACAGUAAUUGCCAUAUUUUAGAGUAGCAGCUGUGUUAGUCUGUAUCCGCAAAAAGAAAAGGAGUACUUGUGGCACCUUAGAGACGAACAAAUUUAAAUUUGUUGGUCUCUGAGGUGCCACAGGUACUCCUUUUCUUUUUGCAAGUAAUUGCCAUAGUUGGUAGCUAAUAGCUAGAGAUGGUUUACUAAGCAAGUUUAUACUCUCAGCUUGUUCUGACAGCUGUAAGGAGACUGUCAGAGUGUAAUCUAUGAAUUAAAGAUAGUUUUGGGUGCCAUGCCUGCGAAUCUUUAUGGCUUUCAGAUCAGUUUUCUAUAUCUUAAAAUGCUGUGCUUUGCUUCCUCCCCCCGUUAUGUGAAAGAGCCACACAAACUGUAGGGAAAUGGACUCUAACCAAAGUGCUGGUAUGUGUACAGAAUGCAGGUAGAGUACACAAACAGAAAUGUUUGUCUCUGAUGCUUCAGUGGCUGUAAUCUUAGAUAUUACUGGCUGUUUCCAGAGAGGGGUGAAUUUUUGUUUUAAAUUGAAAGUGUCCCUUUAGCAAUCCCCGUCAAUAGUUUGUCUGACGUUCACUGCAGGAUAUCAUUUGUCCUUCUGUAAAAAGUUUGGUAUGAACAUUACAAGUUCUCUGUGCCUUCACUGUCUGGGUGACUCUUAGGUGUGCGCCAGAAUCACUAGCAAGAGAGUGACUAUAUCUUGCCAAAAGAUACAGGACAGAAUAGGAACUAAUUCUCCAUCCUCCUAAGGCCCCUUUACAACACUCUGGUGGCAUAAAAGGGGCAGAAUCAGGCACUGGGAAGUAAUCCCUCCAUAAGGGGGUUUCCCCACUAUUGCAGCCCUACACCUCUCCACUCCAACAGGUUAUAGACAUAUGGGACUGUGUCAACUCCAGAAUAUGGGGAGUCCAAAGUUGGCUAAAGCUACUUUCUCCCCCUGCCUCCCUUCCUGUUCCUGCGCUCAGCUCUGGGGAAUGAGGGACUUAGUGCAUUCGAUUUCUAGAUAUAGUGGAGUAAAAUGUGGCCUAAAUAGUUGAAGAAUUCUAAGAUGUUUACAUUAAAUUCCUUUGAGUGUUUUUUUUAAGUAUGUAUUAACUCUAGAACCCUAAAGGCCAAUAUCACAUACUAUCCUACAUUUUUAUACUUAUCAUCAUUUGUAAUAUUGUCAGAGCUUAAAAAUAAAAUGUCACAGCCAAGGCUAACACUGUUAGCUUAGCAAAUUAAGCGCUUGUCUUUUAUUGGAGCUUGAAAUGCACCUAAUGUUCUUAUUUACUUUGUGGACUGUGUGUUGUACAAUGUGUGAUGGCUACAGCUCUGGGAGUGGGGUUUGUAAACCUCAAGCCCCCUCUGCUAGGUACAGUUCUGUGUACUUCCUAUAUAAGCAAUGCCUAUUUCCCCAGCUGUAUGUUAAUGUUUUUAGUGUGUUGUAUGUUAACACGGUCCACCUUGUGGCCACCAGUUUUCAAUAUGGUCAGACUUCAGGGCUGAUUAGGCCGAGAGUGGUCAAAACCACUUUAACCCCACAUUGAAAUCUUUGAGGAAUGUAACUUUUCACAAAGGCCUUGGCCUGGAAACAGCAUGUUCUUAGUGCUGGAUUGAAGGUACAAACAUCUGAUCUACUGCUCCCAAACCAAGAAGACUAUGAAAAGCACAAAGCUGCCAGCCAGGACCUUUGCUGCAUAAUGAUGCAUGCAGCCCAUUUACCAGCUAAUGUCCCAAACCACAUAACUCAGCAAAACUGUCUUCAUCCAAAAUGCCACUAGAUUUCCUUGCUAGAACAGAAUUUGCAGUGUUCUCAUUUGAAACGCGUUGUCGCAGCUCACUUAACUACAAGAGUUAUUGUCUGUCAGACCCAUCCAUGCAAGGAACUAGUUAUCCAAGUGUUUAAAUAAAGUGGAUUAUUUACUGUGGUGUAAAGCUCUUGUGUAUAUUACUGUGCACUUAUUUUGAGCGUGGAGAGCUCUCAUCCCCUCUCCAGGCCUGCAGAGAAAUGUAGGCAGCACUUAGCCAUCAGCAUAGUGAUUUAUAGCAAUGUAGUCAAGCUGAAUGUAGUGACCUCAGGUUGUAUUUUUCAGCUCUUCUCUGGUUUUAAGUCUUCCAGUGAGUUUUAAUAAGGUGGGAAUGUGUAUUCAUGCAUAUCUGUGACGUAUGUUUUUCUGUGUAUUGUGAUUACUACUGUGGAAUCAAAGAUGCCUUGUUUAGAUUAAAGGAUCAAUCAUUCCAACUCA